AUGACAGCCCCGUCGUCCAUCCAGAUACCCCAGCAGCAACCUCAGUCGCAGCAAACAACACCCACACAGUCUCAGCCAGCUCAACAACCACCUGUCUCCAAGGAAGCUGCUGCCGCCGUUCGCAAGCGCAGGAGACGCGCUCCUGCCGGUGGUGCCACUGAUGAUUGCUUCACCUGCUCUAAGAGAAAUGUCAAAUGUGACAGGAGAAGACCCUACUGCUCGCAGUGUCUCGAGGUUGGCAAUGACUGCUCCGGAUACAAGACGCAGCUCACUUGGGGUGUUGGUGUGGCGAGCCGAGGCAAGCUGCGAGGCCUGUCUCUCCCCAUUGCGAAAGCACCUCCUGUCGCCGGCAGCGUUAAGAAGGCGUCUAUUAGCCGGGCGCGGACCAACUCAACUGCCACGACUACGAGCACAUGGAGCGAUACUGAUGAGGCGUCACGCCGGCUUGACCGCGGCAGUGUCGACCUCUCGCCCGAGCAUAUUGUCGGCUCGGCUCCCACCACUCCCUAUCCCCACGGCUACGACAUGCUCUCCAUGUCCCAUCCCGAAAACACGCCUCCUCUGCCAGCGGGUCACUGGGGCAGCCUGUCCUACUCCAGUAGCGUACCCAACGAGGGUCCCGGCUAUCGAAAGUUGGGGGCUCACCUUGGCCCACUCGCCAUUCCCGAAUCACUCUCCUCGGGUGUCAGUGACGUUGACUACAUGUCGCCUAUGAGCCACUCCUAUCCUCGCGACGACAUCCCGUUCCUCCACAGCCCGAAUGUCAUGUACGACAACUACAGCAGCCACGGCUCUCCCAUCCCCCAGAGCCCUGGCUCAGGCAUCCUCAUGGACCAGAGGGCUGCGCCAACGUCCUGUCCAGGUCUCGUUUACGCCGCUUCUGAGCAGAGUUCAAGUCUCACGUCCCAUAUGGACAACUUUGAGGCUCAGAUGAGCCAGAAGCUGAUGCGUGACUGCGACGGUCUGAACGUCCCUGAGAUGGAUGCCUACGGCACCAGCUGCACCUCCACCGGCUCAAUAUGGCCUUCGCCUCCCCCUGAGGAGAUGUCUCCACGCCAGACCGAGCCUACCUCUGCUCACUGGCCUACGGUGAUGGAGCCGCAGCCGAUCCACGUGAGCUCAGAGCUCAUUGCGAAGAUGCCCUUCUUCAUGGAUUACUACAAGAACACCAUGUGCCAGUCUAUGGUCUUCAUCGACGGUCCCAGCAACCCAUAUAGGGAUCACAUUCUUCAGUUGGCUCAGGCUAGCCAAAGCCUGCAACACGCCAUCUGUGCCCUCUCGGCGUGCAACCUGCGCAUGAAGAGGCGACUCAGCCUGGGACAGGAUACACGCGAGCUGUCUGAGAAGCUGAUGGCUGAAAAGUCCGCGGCCGAUGGCAUGACCGAUGCCCAGCCGGAGGAUCAGUCUCUUUCCGAAGAAUACCAGCACCGCAAUCUGGCAGUGCACCUCCUGAACCAGCAGCUCAAUGACCCUGUCAAGUCCAGCCACGACUCGGUCCUUGCCACAAUUCUCCUGCUGUGUCACUACCGUAUGGUGGAAUCGGGCAUAGCCAAAUUCCACACUCAAUUCGCAGGCGUCAAGAAGAUCCUUGCCAUCCGCCGCAGGUCGCAACAGUACGCGCCGUCGCGCGACUCGGCCUGGAUGGAGGCCAUCUUCACCUACUUUGAUGCCAUCUCGGCCAGCAUCAACGACCGCGAAGCGCAACUCACCGGCUUCUUUGGUGUUGCACCCGACGCUCCUCUCCUGCCGCCAGGCGCCGAGAACCUCGUGGGCUGCGAUCGUGAGCUCUUCAAAACUAUCAGCAAGCUUGGCCGCCUCAACCUCCUCUCGCAACACCGUCCCGUUCAGAAUACCUCGAGCAGCACAUUGCCGCGCAACGUGCCGUCGCGCUCGCAGUCUCCGCUCGGCUCGCCCCUGGGCCAUGCUUACAAGGGUAGCAUCGGCAACCUCCACCAGCAGCAGCUUGGCGACAUGUACGGCCUUGGCGGUGGUCACCGCUUCGAUGGCAACGGCUUUGGCACGACACUCGAUGAUGAAGAGCUUCUCAACUCGGCCGUCUGCUCGUCUGCCUCGUACGACGAGCAGCGCAAUACGUUCUGGUGCGAGUGGAAGGAGGCACGCCUUGCGCUGCAGUCGUGGGAAUUCGACGCCUCCCGCAUCCAGGCCUCGCUGCCCUCGCCGGCGACACCCUCGCAGAUCCGCGACCUUGGCUCCCUCUCCGAGGCGUUCCGCUACGCGGCUCUGCUGUACACGGAGCGUCUUGCGUCGCCCAAUGUGCCGUCGAACCACAGCAACUUCCAGAACCUGGUCUCGCAGGUGGUAUACUACGCAACGUCUCUCGAGGCAGGUUCCUCUGCAGAGAAGUUCCUGCUCUGGCCUCUCUUUGUCGCGGGCAGCGAGUGCGUCAAUGAGCUGCAGCAGAACAUUGUACGCAGCAAGUGCCGAGACAUUAUGACACGAUCGGGCUACAUGAACAAUCUUGCAGCACUCGAUGUGCUCGAGCGCCUGUGGGCUGGUGACUGGAAGGAGGGGCUCGAGGCACGCAGCCCUGGCGCCGCGCGGGUUGAGGCGAUGCGCCGCGGCCCCUUCAACUGGACGCGGUGCAUCGGCGGACCUGGCGUUGAAGUUGAGUGGAUCAUGUUCUGA
Molecule: messenger RNA, 2646 nt
Organism: Verticillium nonalfalfae
Lineage: Eukaryota; Fungi; Ascomycota; Sordariomycetes; Glomerellales; Plectosphaerellaceae
Exons: 2
Coding region: 1-2646 (881 amino acids)
Biological process (GO): regulation of DNA-templated transcription
Molecular function (GO): DNA-binding transcription factor activity, RNA polymerase II-specific; zinc ion binding
Source: RefSeq, a predicted model, not a curated record